AUGUCGCGCAACGGUACCACUCUCUACGUUACCGGCUUCAGCCACGGAACUCGCGCACGCGACCUCGCGUACGAAUUCGAGCGCUAUGGCCGACUGGUCCGCUGUGACAUUCCUGCCCCGCGCUCCGCGAGCAGUCGUCUCUUUGCAUUCGUUGAGUACGAGGACCGCCGCGAUGCUGACGAGGCUUAUCAUGACAUGCACAACAAGCGCAUGGGCCGUGACGACAUUUUGAAGAUCGAGUGGGCGCGCACCCCUCCCUCGGCUUCGUGGCGUUUCGACCGCACUGAUCGCGACCGUGCUCCUCGUCGCUCUCCUCGCCGUCGCACUCCUAGCCCUAGACGUAGCGCUCGGGACUAUUCGCCUCGCAAGGACGACAGAGACCGUCGCGACACGCGUGAUCGUGACCGUGAUUAUGAUCGCGAUCGCCGCGACACCCGUGACCGUUCCCGCAGCCCGGAUCGCGAGCGUGACCGUGACGUCAAGGAUGAACGUGACCGUGAUGAUCGUGACCGUCGCGAGAACGGCACCAACGGUGACGACCGAAAGCCCAUUGACAGCCCGGAUCGCCCUGCGCACGACGACCUUGACGUCGCCGAGUAG
Lasiosphaeria miniovina is the source of this 600-nucleotide messenger RNA. RefSeq lists its product as uncharacterized. Gene Ontology annotation, cellular component: precatalytic spliceosome. Gene Ontology annotation, biological process: mRNA splicing, via spliceosome. The transcript has 6 exons. Bases 1 to 600 code for a protein of 199 amino acids. The record is from RefSeq and is a predicted model, not a curated record. NCBI's taxonomy places the organism in Eukaryota, Fungi, Ascomycota, Sordariomycetes, Sordariales, Lasiosphaeriaceae. Gene Ontology annotation, molecular function: mRNA binding; snRNA binding.